This is a messenger RNA of Mucor velutinosus, 918 nucleotides long. RefSeq lists its product as uncharacterized. The coding region runs from base 1 to 918 and encodes 305 amino acids. The record is from RefSeq and is a predicted model, not a curated record. NCBI's taxonomy places the organism in Eukaryota, Fungi, Mucoromycota, Mucoromycetes, Mucorales, Mucoraceae. The transcript has a single exon.
AUGACUAACACAGCUACUGUUUCUACCACUGAACGAAUCUUCAUCAUUGGGUCAACUGGAACGAUUGGAUCCAAGACUGUCCAAGACCUCCUUGCCAAUCAAGUUCCUGUCACCGUGUAUGCUCGCAAUCCUUCCAAAGUGGCCACCAUGUUUCCUCAAGCUAACAACGAUCUUCUCAAGGUUGUCCAAGGUGAUUUCGAGGACUUGAGUCCAAUCAAAGAAGCUGUCAAAGGACACACUCGUCUCUAUCUCAUCGCUUCUGAUAUGUCUACUUAUGCUCAAGUCAAGAAAACUAUUGCUACUUAUGCUUAUGCUGCUGGUGUCAAGCAAAUUGUCGAUAUUUCAUCCUCCUAUAUCGAUCAUGGCUGGAGAACCACUGCUAUCGGUCAAAUGAGCUAUCUCGCUGAAGCAGGCAUGUUUGAUAUUCCUAAUCGUGGCUAUUUGGUGACUCUUCGUCCUACUCGCUUUAUGGGCAACUUGCUGGGACAAAUGAGCAGACAUGUCAAUCAAGGUGUUUUCAACAAUGUGCCCAAGGACUUUGAACAAGGAUGGGCUUCCAACAAUGACAUUGGUGCUCUGGCUGCUGUUAUUCUGCAAGAGGAUAUCCACAAGCACAAAGAUGCGGUAUACAAUAUGACCAGCGAUGUUUGCACGCCUGCUCAAUUCACGGCUAUCCUGUCAAAGAUUGUCGGUAAAGAUCUGCCUUAUCAUCAAAUCACGGACGUCCAAAUGUACAAUGCACUUAUACAAGCCAACAUCUUUUCUCAUCCUGUUGCUCUGGAAUUCAUUGAUUAUCGCAACGAGAAAUCUGCCAGUGUUACUCCUUGUAUCGAAAUCAUGCUUGGUAGAACACCCGAGACUUUGGUGCAAUUCCUCAAUGCCAACAAGGAUAAAAUCAUGCAACACUUGAAGAACUAG